Coffea arabica (coffee) is the source of this 1153-nucleotide messenger RNA. The record is from RefSeq and is a predicted model, not a curated record. Lineage: Eukaryota; Viridiplantae; Streptophyta; Magnoliopsida; Gentianales; Rubiaceae.
AUGUCGUCGGCGUUCGUCCGGAGGGCUCUGAGAUCCUACCGCACGCUCUCUCUCCUUCUUCGCACCUCCACUUCCACCUCCAUCCAGUCUCGCCACCACUCCUACUUGCCCACUUUCUCCAUCUAUCUCAGCCGCUUGGCUCCGCCUUCUCCCGUCAAUCCUUGCUCUUCCGCUCUAAAUUUCCUCCAAGAGACUCGCAGAGAGUUUGAUGACGAUGAUGAUGACGACGAGGAGGUGGAGAAGGAAGCAGGGAACAUAGCUCAAAUCGUAAACAUUGGUCCUAUGGUCAAGGCUACUGCUGUCUCACAGAUGGAGGCUGCAAUCGAUUCCUUGUCACGGGAAUUGUUAAAACUGCACGGAAGGGCAUCCGCUGGGAUGCUUGACCAUAUUAUUGUUGAAACUGCUGGUGUUAAGAUGCCUCUUAACAGGAUGGCUGUUGUUUCAGUGAUCGAUUCAAAAACCCUUUCAGUUACUCCUUAUGACCCCAAUACUUUGAAAGAGUUGGAGAAAGCAAUUGUAUCAUCACCACUGGGUUUAAAUCCUAAAGCAGACAACCAAAGAUUAAUUGCUUCAAUUCCUCCAUUGACUAAGGAGCAUAUGCAGGCCGUAUGUAAGGUGGUUGCUAAAUCAUCUGAAGACGUAAAGCAGAGUAUAAGAAGAGCCCGCCAGAAGGCAUUAGACUCAAUUAAGAAGUCCCUGCCAAGAAAGAUAUCAGACUCGAAAAAGAAGGGGAAGGAUAAAGGAGCAUCAGAGUCAAAGAAGGACAAAGAUAAAGCUGGACCAAGUUUUUCUGAAGAUGAUGCAAAGCGGUUGGAGAAAGAAAUCGAGGACUUGACUAAAAAGUUUAUAAAGUCGGCAGAGGAUAUCUGCAAGGCUAAGGAGAAGGAAAUAACUGGAGGUUAAAGGGUGGCUUUUUGCAUUUUCUGUUCAUCUAUGGUACAAAAUAGGUCAAGCGCGUCAAUUUGUUUAGUGCACACAACUUCUGUGCAUGUUGUGUAUUUGACCGCUAAAUACGACAUGAUGAAAAAUGACGUACUGCUUUCUGGAGUUUUUUUUGUGCUCCUUAAAAUUAUUUUUAAAGCAAUUCUCAGUUGUAAUGUGGUUCGGAGUGUGUUAUGUGCCACCAGAUAUGCAUGCCAUGAUUAGUUUUUGU